GUGAACGGUAUCAGCAUGCCACACCAGAGGUCUCCCAGGCUACCUUGGCCAGCGUGUCUCCUGUUUUUGCAGUGAUGAAGCUUGACAAAGAGGGAAAUACUACCUAUUUUGAAAAGAAGAAAACAGAAUUGUACCAGGAACUGGGUCUUCAAGCUCGAGAUCUCAGAUUUCAACACCUAAUGAGCAUUGCAGCCAGGAACAACAGGAUCAUCAUGAGAAUGGAGUUCUUGAAGGCUGUCAUAACACCAGAGUUUCUUCUGAUACUAGAUUAUCGUAAUUUAAAUUUGGAACACUGGCUCUUCCACGAACUAGCAUCUCAGCUGGCUGGGGAAGGCCAGCUAGUUACGUGUUCCCUGCCCUUUGAAUUCCGAGCCAUAGAAGCAAUCCUGCAGUACCGGAUCAGCAAACUGCAGGGGAGACUUAACACUUUGCAGCCUCAGAUCCUUGAGACACUGGAAGCUCUAGUGGAUCCCAAGCUUUUGUCUGUGGAUAGGAGUAAACUACACAUUCUCCUGCAAAAUGGCAAGAGCUUGUCAGAACUGGAAACCGACCUUAAAGUUUUCAAAGAAACAAUUCUGGAGAUCUUAGAUGAAGAAGAAUUAAUAGAAGAGCUCUGUCUGUCUAAAUGGACUGAUGUGCAAGUAUUUGAGGAGAGUAUGUCUGGGAUUGACCAUGCAGAGGAAAUGGAGCUGCUGCUGGAAAACUACUACAGACAAGCAGAAGAUCUUGCAAAUGAAGCUCGUGAACUCAGAGUACUGAUUGAUGACUCAGAAAGCAUAAUCUUUAUCAACCUGGACAGCCACCGUAAUGUGAUGAUGAGACUGAACUUGCAGCUGACUAUGGGGACUUUCUCUCUGUCUCUCUUUGGACUCAUAGGAGUUGCAUUUGGUAUGAACUUGGAAUCGUCUCUUGAAGAGGACCCCAGAAUAUUUUGGCUGGUGACGGGGAUUAUGUUUCUGGGAAGCGGUCUGAUAUGGCGACGCUUGCUUUCCUUCCUCGGGCGGCACCUAGAACCUCCACUACCUCCUCACCUUCCUGCAGUUUUGAAAAAAUCCCAGCCAGCAUCUGGAAGAGUGGAGAUGAAGAACAACUUUAAAUCAGAAACAUUUGGGCUGAGCAGAAGCACAUUAACAAACCAAUAG
Leptosomus discolor (cuckoo roller) is the source of this 1142-nucleotide messenger RNA. The record is from RefSeq and is a predicted model, not a curated record. Lineage: Eukaryota; Metazoa; Chordata; Aves; Leptosomiformes; Leptosomidae.